Messenger RNA from Monodelphis domestica (gray short-tailed opossum), 8114 nucleotides. RefSeq names its product zinc finger CCCH-type containing 12B (gene ZC3H12B). Gene Ontology annotation, molecular function: metal ion binding; RNA endonuclease activity; mRNA binding. Gene Ontology annotation, cellular component: cytoplasmic ribonucleoprotein granule; nucleus. The record is from RefSeq and is a predicted model, not a curated record. NCBI's taxonomy places the organism in Eukaryota, Metazoa, Chordata, Mammalia, Didelphimorphia, Didelphidae.
CCGAAAGGGGUAGCAAAAUGUUGUAAUUUAGUCAUUUGGUAUCAUUUUUCUAGCCAUUAUGUAUACUCUUGUGUCCUUUAGGGAAUCCUCAUUUCCAGGGUGGGGCUUCUAUUGGGCCAGGGCAGAGAUUUAGGAUUCUUUUUUUUGUUCUUUAGAGGGAGGGGCAAAUUUGGAGGCAGGAGUUUUUCUUUUCUUAUAGAAGUUGAAUUUCUUUUCAUAUGAUAGGUCUGGGACCAGAAGUGCUGAGUUUAAAUUCCAUCUCUUCUACAGACUUCCUGGCUAACUUUGGAUUUCCACAAGAUCACCUACGAGAAGGCCUUGUGGAAGCCUCAGCCCUGGGGCCAGGCACUGUUCUAAGCUUUGGGGACUUGAAGAGGAAAGCAAAACGCCCUUCGUCUUUGAAGAUCCUCAACUCAAAGUGUUGUCAACAUUUGCACGUGUAGACAAGACUCUCUGGAAAUAAUCAAAAGGACCUACUCUCAUCAAUACCUAAUAAUUCCUCAAGAGUAGGGAAAGGAGUCCCACUCUUAGUUUUUAGGAGUCAUUUGAGUAUCUGUGCACGCUCAAAGAGACCGAGCCGAAACGACAAAUCCCCGUCUCCAGUGCCCAAGUAUUUGACCUAAAGAAUGAUAUCGACGAUGAAGCCAAAGCAGUUUGGGGAGUAAAAAGGAGGAGUUGGUACCCCUGGCUGGCAGCCGAACGGGAUGACGGUCUGGUUCGAUGCUAAGGAUGAAGAAGAGAUCUUCCAAAGAGGGGAGCAACCGUCAGCAGGGAGCUACUGAGGACUGGAGCGUUGAGUCCGAUGAUUGGACCAGCUCUGAGAGUGAGCCAGAGCAGCUAGGCUUGCGAAAUCCCAACCACCCCCAAUGGCAAGAACGAGGACUGCCCUCCAAGCCCCACCGGCAACUCUGCCGCUCCCCUUGCCUAGACCAGCCCAGCUUCUCGCAGAGCGGCACCCUGCAGGACCCCAAGCUCGAAGAAGACAACAAGCCCCCCAUGAACAAGGACUACCAGGCCAAAAUGGACUUUGCUUUAAAACUGGGCUAUGCUGGGGACCAGAUUCAUACUGUUCUGAGCAAACUGGGUGCGGAUGCCCUCAUCAAUGACAUACUGGCUGAACUUGUAAGACUAGGGAAUAAGAGCGAGGAAGAAGGGCAGAAGAGUGGAGGAGCAGAACACAGCCAUGGUGCCCGGGACGUGGCCAGCCCGGAGUUGUCCCUGGAAGAUGAGAUCACAGACACCACCGAGAACUUGAGACCUGUUGUCAUAGAUGGAAGUAAUGUAGCCAUGAGCCAUGGGAACAAAGAAGGCUUCUCCUGCAGAGGAAUACAGUUAGCCGUAGACUGGUUUCUGGAGAAAGGACAUAAAGAUAUUACGGUAUUUGUACCUGCCUGGCGGAAGGAGCAGUCUCGCCCUGAUGCACCAAUUACAGAUCAAGAAAUCUUACGGAAACUGGAGAAAGAAAAGAUUCUCGUCUUCACCCCGUCACGAAGAGUGCAAGGCAGGAGAGUGGUCUGCUAUGACGACCGCUUCAUCGUCAAGUUGGCUUUUGACUCUGAUGGCAUCAUUGUGUCCAACGAUAACUACCGAGAUCUUCAGAACGAGAAGCCCGAGUGGAAGAAAUUCAUCGAAGAGAGGCUACUGAUGUUUUCAUUUGUCAAUGACAAGUUUAUGCCUCCUGAUGACCCCUUAGGGCGCCAUGGCCCAAGUCUGGAAAAUUUCUUAAGAAAGAAGCCUGUGAUUCCUGAGCAUAAGAAGCAGCCAUGUCCUUAUGGCAAAAAGUGCACAUAUGGACACAAGUGUAAAUACUACCACCCAGAGCGAGCCAACCAGCCACAGCGGUCUGUUGCCGAUGAGCUCCGCAUCAGUGCCAAACUGUCAGCUAUCAAAACCAUGAGUGAGGGAGCACUGGCCAAGGGCACCACUGCUGCCCCAGCACCCGCUUCCAAGAGUGAACCCAACUCAGGAGGGAAACAGGCUGCUCCCAAGCGCCAGUCAGACCCCAGCAUCCGGUCUGUGGCUGUGGAAACUGAAGAGAGGCUGCCUAUCAUUCGUAAACCCGAAACCAACUCGGCCCCCUCCCUGGUGACAGCCCUGAGCGUCCCCACGCUUCCCCCUUCCAAAAGCCAUGCAGCAGGUGCCCUGAACACCCGCUCUGCAAGCAGCCCAGUGCCUGGUUCCUCCCAGUUCGCCCAUCAGAAAUCUUCCCUGGAACACACAGCCAGUAUGCAAUACCCACCCAUCCUGGUCACCAAUAGCCAUGGCACCUCUGUCGGCUAUGCCGAGCAGUACCCGAAGUAUGAGUCUUUGGGCGACCAUGGCUACUACUCUUUGAUGAGUGACUUCUCCAACAUAAGCAUCAACAGCACUCGAGGUGCAGACUACUACGGGGCUGAGCCAGAUCGUCACGGGCGUGGCAUGUACUCUCGCAACCCCAGCCCCUGCCAGGACAAACACAUGAGCCAUACAAGCAGUGACCCUUAUUCCUCAUACAGUGAUUUGUAUUUGGGUGUCGUGGAUACUGGUCAGGAAGAAGCUCUGAAGGUAAACCGAUCGUGCUCACAAAACCAUCUCCAGCCUUUUUCACAUGGUUACCAUGAAGCCUUAACAAGAGUACAGAGUUAUGGCCCAGAUGAGGCCAAGCAGGCUCCCCACAAACAUCCAGUCCCCCGUUUAGUGCUGCAUGGCCAGCACCCAGUAAUGGGAACCCGAUCGAGUUGUCCCCGAGAUUAUCCUGUGCCUCAGAGCAUCCACCCCCCCGGCACAGCCCCACCAGGCCGAGCACUGGUCAUGACACGGAUGGACAGCGUUUCGGACUCCCGCCUCUAUGAUGGCAACCCGAUGAGGCAGAGGCGGCCACCCCUGUGCCGGGAGCAGCAUGCCAGCUGGGACCCUCUACCCUAUCCUGCUGCCGCCGACUCCUUUGGCUAUCACUCUUACCCCUUGAGUGCCAGCCUCAUGCAGCCCUGUUACGAGCCGGUCAUGGUGAGGAGCAUGCCUGAAAAAAUGGAGCAGAUCUGGCGGAGUCCCUGGAUUGGGGUGUGCAGCCAGCCAAGAGAGCAUCACGUGAUCCCUGAACACCAGUACCAGACCUAUAAGAACCUCUGCAAUAUCUUCCCGGUUGGCAUCGUCCUCUCAGUAAUGGAGAAGAAUCCUCACAUGACUGAUGCUCAGCAGCUGGCAGCCAUGAUUGUGGCCAAGUUGAGAUCAGGACGCUAACGGGGAUGCCACAUCUUUCGUCAUUUCCGGGGGUAGGCGGUUUUGCAGGAGAAGCUAGGGGAGCAAGUGGCCAAGUGGAAGAAACCCUCCCAGGAACCGCACUCCUAGCAGCCUCUUCCUCAGCCGUUGUGCAGAAGUAAAAAUAUGUCCAUGGUAUACUGCAGCAGAGGCUGAGAGCACCCACAGUGUAUAUAGAUUUAAUGUUUUGGGUUGUUUGAAAGUUGAGAUUUCAAAAGCUGGGUGAAAGAAAAUGCACCUCAUAGCGCAUGGAUAGUUGGUCAUCAAAUAUCCUUAAUGAACCAGGCAGGGUCACAGGCCACCCUUGACCACUGGAAGUGCAGAACUUUCGUCAGCAGUUAGCUUGCAUGUUGGGAUGUAUAUUUUCUGGGGUGCGUUGUGUGUAUAUAUCUAUAUAUAUAUACAUAUAUAUAUAAAUAUAUAUAUAAAAUACUAUUUUCUAUUGAGAUAUAGAUGUGCUAUAUGCUAUAUGUGUAUAUACACAUAUAACGUAUGUGUAUAUAGAUAUCUAUUUAUAUAUCUAUACACACAUGUACACACACACACACACACACACACACACACACACACACACACACACACAGUCUUAGAAAAGGAGUUCUACAGUCCUGUACCUACAGUCAGCCCUGUAGGUAGAAAGGCCAAUCGGGCCAUCUUUGAUGUAUCUUAUGUUAUCAAAACAGUUUCAAAGUGGAAGUGGCUUACCAGCAGUGGGGGAGAUUGCUGGCUUUGCUGACAGAACAGACCAGCUUCCACCCCCUCCCACAGCCCUUUGCACUUUUUAAAAUGUCGUCAACCUUUGUUGACAUUUUUUGAACAACCAGGGUCUCUUGAUGACUUCACUUGAUAAUAUUGAGGUCAGAUCACGGCAUUACUCUUUAGAAGAGCUGAUGGAAGUAAAAUUGAUUUCCUGGGCAUCCCAUGCAGAUGCCAUGGAGCUCUGGCCUUCAAAGGCUUCCUGUCAAAAUCAGGUACCAUUGUGUGACCUAGUAGGCAAAAUACCUUCCAGCACCAAGCAUCACAUUUGAAAUGUCCGACAUUUCAAACAAGUAUUAAGGUUGCUGUCAAACAUGUGCCCUCGUUUGGCUGGCCAGUUCUGUGUAUUCACUCCUCUGGGAGCAAUCACAGACCCCUAGACUGUUGAGAGCUGGGAGGGCCCUUCAAACAUGGUAUGUGAUUGCUGGAAGGAAUCAAUCGGAACAUGAAAUGUCAGAUUUGGAAGGGACCUUAGAAACCAUCCAGUGAGCCCCCUCGUUUUACAUAAGAGCACCUUAGGUCCCAAGAGGUGGGGGUUAAUUGUCCACCAUCCCAUAGUUUAUAAGAGGCAACAGAGCUGAGACAGAAACCCAUGUUUCUUGGAUCAAAGUCUCAUGCUCAGCCCACUCCACUGCCCAGCCUCUUAGUGGGGUGGAGUGUGUGGACACAUGAUUAGUUUGACCUUACAGUUCAGUCAUUGGGCAACAGGACCAAUCACUGGUGGCAUGGUACUCUCUGUAGUCUCUGAAGCAGGACAUUUUCCAGACAGACAUAACCUGUCUUUGGAAAGAGAGGCGCUUCAUCUCUGACCUGCCAUCAGGUAGCUUUGCUUCUUGCUCUAGGUUCACACACAAAAGAUGUAUAAUUUGCCUAGUGACACUUUUCAGAUGCAUUACUGGGGGGAGGCGGGUGGGGUGGCUUGUGCAAUUUGUAUUUUGCUCAGGGUGGAAUCCUUUCUAGCUAAAUGCCUCCAGCCAGAGGCAUCCAUUGGUUUGGGGUUUGGGUUUUUUUUGAAGCUGCACUGAAUUGGACGCCCUUUUUUGAAUCUAAUGUAUAUUUCAACAUUUUGAACCAGCUCCAAAGUUGGGAGCUGAAAAUUGCUGACUUCCUACUGUAGUUUUUUCAUGAAAGUUGAGAAGGCCUAGCCUGGGCCUUUUGUCUCUUCAUGAGAAGGUGUGAUACUGCCUAAAUGUUUCUUACUGUGAAACACACGGAUCGUGAGGCUGCCGUUAGGGUUGUUUCUGGUGUUUUGGUGAUGGCUUCGUGUGCUGCUUUCUGGUCCUCUGUCCCUGCCCUGAACAACUGCACAGAUCACUCCUAGCAUGCUUUUCCAGCUCCCACCAUUUACAGAAGAGGAAAACCAGUUCUAAUUCUGACUCAGACCCCAAAUUUGUGUGUCCAUUCCACCUUUCACCCUAAAUAAAAAACCCUCAAGAUAGUGUUCAUGUGCAAGAUACAUUCUCCGUCCAACAAUGAGGGGGGCAGGCUCUUUGAAGCAAGAGAGCUGAGGUCUGAACCCAACUCUUACCACAUGACCACGGGCAGGUCACUUUUGAGCUGGGCUUCAGUUUCUUCAUUUGGUAAAUCGGGAUGGGAAUACUUGCACUCCCUACCUCUCGAUUGUUGUGACAAAAACGAUCCACCUCAAGUCUUCGAGUACAGGAAAAAUGGGAGUGUUGUUGAUUGUCGCUGAUUCCAUGAAUACUUAACUGCUGUAACUCAUAUAUAUCUAUAUAUAUUUGUAGAGUUCUCAUUGACGACACCACUUCACAUUUGAUCACUCGAUACUUACGAGGCUGGUGCCUCCAAUCACUCAAAUAGGCUCCUUAACAAAAUUGAAAGAUGACACUGCCUUCAUUGUGAAACCAUUGAACUUAUUAACAAAAGAAAAGUCAUGACAUUUUAGCCAGCUGAGCAUGGGUGGCUCUGUCCAUUAAAAGAUCUCCAUGAAGAGAUCUGCAAAACCAAAUUCAUCCCCUUAGCUAGUGUUCUUGAAAAGGCCAAAGGCAUCCAUGACAAGCAUACUUGCACACUCACUGCAUCACUCUCCACCCUCCACCUUUUUUUCAGCAACAUGUGUCUUUCUGAUCUCUAGAAGAACUUUUCAUUCCCACCUUUCCCCCUUCCCCACCCACAUCCCCCCCCCCUCCCAGCAUGUCUGGAUCCAAGCGGCUGAGAGCAGGACCUCAAAUAGCCAGAAAUGACCUUUUGUUUGUUGAUACAAAUUGUAUCUCUUUUUUUCUUGAUUGUAUAAAACAAGCUUGUACAAAACUCAUCUCUAAACUAGUUCCAGUAACUUGUUCCCACCUGCAAUGUUCAUGACACUGUGUGUCACCCCGACUGAGCGAGGGCAGGGGUCAUUGUUAUUUACAAGGCUCUUUCUUUCCAAAUGGCACUUGUAGCAAACAUACAAACCACGAUGACCUUUGCAGACCCCUUUGGUGCCAUGUUCACAGCUAGCGUGGAUAAUAUUGUCAAAGUUCUCUUUAUUCAGCUCAAUGUGAACGCUCCAAACUGUCCGUGCCAAUGAAUCACCCAUCUGCAGGUGUUUCAGUGCUGAUACUUUAUAGCCAAGAUGGCUAGAAGCCUCGCUUGGCUUCUUGACAGGUGGGGUUUCAUUGCAAAGGGGACUUCUUAAGAAAGAAGCAUGUAACAGAACCCCUCAACUCCUGGCUGGGCUCCUUCAGAGCCCUUUUUCAGUCCUUGCUCUGGGACAUGGCAGGAGUCUCUCCUUGCACCCCCCCUAGGCCCCCCCCCCAGCCCACAUAGGCCUUUGCUUUGUGGGAUGUAAGAUCUUUGGGCUUUGUUCCUCCUCCCUUACCCCCACAUCAUGGGAGGGAGAAGUGGGGAUCUGGAGCAUCCUCCCCAAUGCUGGGGUUCCCUUUUGCUAAGCCAGCUGAGAGACACCAGGAACCUUUAAAGAGGCCCCAAACUGGUCUACCUGGUUAGAGUGAAGGUGGCUGCAAAGGAUGGGGUUCACUUAAGAGUCACUGUCUAAACAGCUUCCUCUCUCCCCAUCUUCUCUCUGGAGUAGCAGCAGAAACACCCUAUCACUCUUUUUCUCUCCGUGGAUCCCUAUUUUUUCUAUUUUCAGAACAAACCUCUUUCUACAACCCCAGCACCCCUGACCUCCGACUCCUCCCUCAGCACUGGGGUCUCUUCUGAGGUAGAAGAGAAAAGAGCUGAUCUCUAGAACCCCUCAGUCAACCAUCUCAGCUCCCCUGUAAAUAUGGGCCUUUGUACAGAACCUUUUUUUGGAGACUCUGGUAUUGAAACACAUUUUGUUUCUUUUAUUAUGUGCACCAGGUCCAGGAGCUAGAAAACAUCUGAUGUGCUGAUUUCUCUGAAGAGCCCUGCUCAACUCUUUCCCACCUUCCCCUUCAGCCUUUGGCCUUUCCUCAUAUACCUCUUGGUACUUCAAGAGCACGGGCGAUCUUCUGGGAGAACAGCACUAGAGGGGCCAGAAAUGGUAUUGAAAACUCACUCUGCUCCUGGGUUAUCUUCUUGACCCCAACCCAGUAUCUUUCUAGAACUUGCCCGUCAGCCCUACAAUGCCCCAACAACUAGCAGUCACUUGUCCUCGUAUUGUAGCUUUCUUAGCGCAUUGUGUACGUGGACACGUCAUCUGACUAUGAUCGGUCCUGGUGCUUGUUUUCUUGAGCUCUGGUAUUUUUGCUUGCUCCAUCUGUUGAAUUAAAUGUUACUGUGUAAUUGUUGUAACUUUUAUGAAACCUCUUUGGGUUCUUCAGUCAACCCAAACAUAAUGUAAGUCUCAAUGACAAGAGUGACAACAAAGACGACAAAGCCAAGCACGUGCACACUCCAAAAAUCCAACUGCCCACAAACACACACAGAGGCCAAAAUUGCAACCCAUAGGUGAGUGCAAAUGACAGUAAAAUGACCCCCAACUAUGGUGUUUGUAAACCCCUCUGACGCAUGCAUGGCAAGGUUUUUUCCCAUACUGCAUGGCGUGUUCCCACUAGCCUGGAUGUGCUGUGAGCGCUGUUUCACAAGGUUCUAAUUUAUUUUAAGUUUUCAUGAUGGAGAGCUACUGUAUGGUUGAUGGCAACUGUGAACCAUGCUGCUCCUACUUACCAUAUAAAAUUUUUGGUUAAAAUUCA